Molecule: messenger RNA, 798 nt
Organism: Phyllostomus hastatus (greater spear-nosed bat)
Lineage: Eukaryota; Metazoa; Chordata; Mammalia; Chiroptera; Phyllostomidae
Gene: FGF5
Product: fibroblast growth factor 5
Exons: 3
Coding region: 1-798 (265 amino acids)
Biological process (GO): cell differentiation; positive regulation of gene expression; regulation of cell migration
Cellular component (GO): cytoplasm
Molecular function (GO): growth factor activity; fibroblast growth factor receptor binding
Source: RefSeq, a predicted model, not a curated record
AUGAGCUUGUCCUUCCUCCUCCUCUUCCUCAGCCACCUGAUCCUCUGCGCCUGUGCUCAAGGGGAGAAGCUCCUCGCCCCUAAAGGGCAACCCGGACCCGCUGCCACUGAUAGAAACCUGGAUGGUUCCAGCAGUAGCCAGAGCAGCAAUAGCACGACGUCUUCCUCAUCCUCCUCCCCUACGACUUCUCUGGGCAGCCAAGGAAGUGGCUUGGAUCAGAGCAGUUUCCAGUGGACCCCCUCGGGGCGCCGGACUGGCAGCCUCUACUGCAGAGUGGGCAUCGGUUUCCAUCUGCAGAUUUACCCGGAUGGCAAAGUCAAUGGCUCCCACGAAGCCAAUAUGUUAAGUAUUUUGGAAAUAUUUGCUGUGUCUCAGGGGAUUGUAGGAAUACGAGGAGUUUUCAGCAACAAAUUUUUAGCGAUGUCAAAAAAAGGAAAACUCCAUGCAAGUGCCAAAUUUACAGAUGACUGCAAGUUCAGGGAGCGAUUUCAAGAGAACAGCUAUAAUACUUAUGCCUCAGCAAUACACAGAACUGAAAAAACAGGACGUGAGUGGUACGUGGCCCUGAACAAGAGAGGAAAAGCUAAACGGGGCUGCAGCCCCCGGGUGAAACCCCAGCACAUCUCUACCCACUUCCUGCCCAGAUUCAAGCAGUUGGAACAACCAGAACUCUCUUUCACGGUUACUGUUCCUGAGAAGAAAAAGCCACCUAAUCCUAUCAAGCCAAAGGUUCCCCUUUCUGCGCCCCGGAAGAGUCCCAACACAGUGAAAUACAGACUCAAAUUUCGUUUUGGAUAA